Molecule: messenger RNA, 1869 nt
Organism: Galendromus occidentalis (western predatory mite)
Lineage: Eukaryota; Metazoa; Arthropoda; Arachnida; Mesostigmata; Phytoseiidae
Product: leucine-rich repeat-containing protein 24-like
Exons: 2
Coding region: 1-1869 (622 amino acids)
Molecular function (GO): protein binding
Source: RefSeq, a predicted model, not a curated record
AUGUUCCUGCGCUACCUAAUCGUUGCGUUGGCCGUGGUCUCGUGCGCGUCGGCCGCGGACUCGGCCUGCCACGCAAACUGCGUUUGCAAAUGGAAACAGGGCAAACGCUGGGCGAGCUGUCAAGGCAAGAACAUGAUCACGGUACCGAACGGUCUGCCGUCGGAAAUCCAAGUGAUCGACUUGGAGAAGAAUAACUUCCACACUCUGCCCACGAAAAUAUUCCAAGAGCGGGGCUUGACCAAUCUGCAGAAGAUCUACCUCCAGCACUGUCGACUGGGCAGGAUAGCGGUGGACUCGUUGCAUCAGCUGACGAAUUUAGUCGAACUAGAUCUUUCUCACAAUCUCCUAACGGAAAUUCCCACCGAGGCGUUGAUGGCGGCGAGCCAUCUGCGCAAGUUGCACCUGAACAACAAUCCCAUCUCGGAGCUGACGAACGGCUCGUUCAAAGGUCUCGACCACCUACAGCACCUAUCGCUGUCCGGAUGUCAAGUGCACCACAUAGACGUGGCGGCUUUCGCCAGUUUAGAAUCCCUGAAAGCCCUCUAUCUGGACACGAAUCGGCUGACGACGCUGCGUGCCGAGACAGUAUCAACCCUUCCCCGGAUAACCGAGCUCACUCUGACGGGGAACCCGUGGCAUUGCGAUUGCCAUCUAGCGCCCCUGCGAAAAUGGAUGAUCCGACGCAGUAUCGGCAACCUCUACGCGCCCCACUGUGCUUCGCCCGAACGCAUACGUGAGGUCUCGUGGACCGAGCUCGACGUCGAGGAUUUCGCAUGCCUGCCCGAAAUCGCCCUACAGCUCAACAUGCUCCACGUACACGUCGAGGAGGGCGCCAACGUCACUCUGGUGUGUGGCGUUCGCUCGCAGCCCGUGUCCGUGAUCCGGUGGGAACCCGCUGAGAUUUCGAACGAAACCUACAUGGACCCGGAUCGUUACCACACGAAGAUCGACGACGCCCAACAGGGUCUGCAGGUGAGCUAUCUCUGCAUCGACCACGCUCAACUCGACGACUCAGGCGUGUAUGUUUGCGUGUCAGAGAACAAGGCAGGAAUUACGGCGGCCAACUUCACCCUGCAUGUGACUAAGCAGCUCUUGAACCCAACCCAUCUGGGUCGGACGGGAACCAUUACUGUUAUCGCACUUUUCGUGCUCGUGGCGAUUCUCAUCGCGUUGGGCCUGUGCUUUUUCGUGAUGCGUCAGAGACAUCGAGCCGAUUCCGAUACGAAGGUUCCCCCGAACCAGAGCUUCCUCAAGCAGUUGGCCGUGGUAAAAACGGUCAAGGGAGCACCGGAAGUUAUUCCAGUUGUUGCUGCGAGUCCCAAAUCCGAAUUCGACGGGGUGGACAAGCGAGCCGAGAACGGGUCGUCGGGCUAUGGCUCCGACCAAACGCCAGACCUCGUCAACAAGAUCGGAUUCGACAAAGAGAUUCACUUAUACAACGGACCCGUCGGCAACGGCUACGCGAACCCGGCCGACCCAGCGUACAGACAUUCGCCGAUGAUGAGCCAAUUGAACACGACCUACCAACAGGAUGACUAUGCAUUGGGUCCGAUACCGGGUGAGGCCGCACUUGGCGGCAGAGCGUAUUCUCCAGAACCCCUACCCCCAGUACAUCCCGCAAACCAAAGAUGGACGCAGUCCGCAACUUCUCCCGUCGACGUCGGUGGCUAUAGGAAUUCCGCCAACCAGUCGCAAACGGUAGGAAUUCCCACAUCGCCAUCAAUGUCGCAACAAAACUGGGCACCUGCACCGGCGGUGCCACCUAGAGCACCGAUGGCGGCUUUAGUGUCACCUCACGGCGAUACGAGAUACUCGCCCGACGAGGGUUACGCUGAAGAAACGAUAUGUUAUGAAGGAACCGAGGUAUGA